Molecule: messenger RNA, 375 nt
Organism: Aphidius gifuensis
Lineage: Eukaryota; Metazoa; Arthropoda; Insecta; Hymenoptera; Braconidae
Product: zinc finger and BTB domain-containing protein 26-like
Exons: 1
Coding region: 1-375 (124 amino acids)
Biological process (GO): regulation of transcription by RNA polymerase II
Cellular component (GO): nucleus
Molecular function (GO): RNA polymerase II transcription regulatory region sequence-specific DNA binding; DNA-binding transcription factor activity, RNA polymerase II-specific
Source: RefSeq, a predicted model, not a curated record
AUGGAUGUUUCUACCAGUGAUUCAUAUGCUGAUGAAAAUUCAAAUAAUUUUGAUGAAGCACCAAAAUCACGUUACUAUCAUAGUUACUUUAAUAAACCAAUUACUUCAAAGCAACAUGAAGUAUUUAUUUGUAAUCAUUGUAAUAAAAAAUAUUCAUCAAAAGGUAGCCUGAAUUGGCAUAUGAAAAUACAUUCAAAUGAAUUUUUAAAUUGUAAGCUAUGUGAUUAUAAAACUCCUUACAAAGCUACAUUUCAAGAUCAUAUGGCAUCUGUACAUAAAACAACUCGUGAUGUCAAAUGCGAUCAUUGUUUGAAAAAAUUUAAAAAUGAUAGAAGUAUGCGUAAACACAUAAGACAAUUUCAUCCAAAUGAUUGA